GUGGACGAAGGUGGAGCAUGCCCUGUCAACUCCUUGGGACAUACUUUCACGACUCGCUUGGGUUGUCCGGUGAUGCCUAUCUCUGGCGCGCGUUGCAACACCACGUCCCUACGCCCGGGGGGCAAUGAAGGGCGCCACGCCUCUCAACGUCAACCAACAACUCCCAAAUCCGGUUGUGAAUAGCCGAGACGUGCCCUUCGUGAGGAGCAUGAGGAGAGAGAUAGACGGAUGCAUUGAGUAUAAUACGCGAUCACGCCACUACUCCUCGUCCGCCUCUGCUUGUUCCGACUGCAGCAGCCCCCUACUCAUCUGCUCCGCCUCUCAUCAAUUCCCCGUUGCCCUCUGACGCCGUUCGGUUCGUCAGCUCCACCUCGACAAAGCUGCACAACACUUUCAGUGACCAAUUUCGGUUGGUUGUACGGUUUACGUGUUGCUGAGCCUGAGUUUCUUUCGUGCGAAUUGCCUCGGAGACCGACGAACUACACCAUGGCGGGCGACACCGUAGCUACAAGCGUCCGUGAGGAGCCAGUUACCAAUGCCAGUUGGCUGGACAAGUGGCGCUGGUACGAGCGUAAUACCUCCAAGGAAGAGAAGGUGUUGUUGCGCAAGCUUGAUUUCAUGAUCUUGACUUUUGGUUGCCUCACUUUCUUCACAAAGUUUCUCGACCUCCAAGCCUUCCAAAAUGCCUACGUCAGUGGAAUGAAAGAGGAUGUUGGCAUGCAAGGCAAUGACUUGCAAUACACCACUGGUGUUUUCCAAGCAGGAUACUGCGCUGCCAUGAUCCCCUCCAACAUCAUUCUCACUCGUGUUCGGCCCAACAUUCUUAUCCCGGCGUUCGAGAUCCUCUGGGGCAUCCUGACUCUUCUCACGGCUUUCGUCAAAGAUAUCAAGCAUGUUUAUAUCAUCCGAUUCUUCAGUGGUGUGUUCGAGUGUGUGGCCUAUCCUGGCGUCAUCUACUGUAUCGGAUGUUGGUACAAGAGCACCGAGAUCUCACGCCGGCUGAGUUUGUUCUACGUUGCGGGUCCUCUAGGAACUAUGUUUGCCGGCUACUUCCAGACCGCCUGCUACACCAACCUCAACGGCGUCAAUGGCCUCGAGGGAUGGCGCUGGCUCUUCAUCGUCUGCGGCUGCAUCACCCUCCCCGUCGCCAUCCUCGGCGCCGUCGUAUUCCCCGCUCGACCCGAUUCCAAGAACCCCUCGUGGCUCCUGACAUCCGACCAAAUCGCCCUUGCUCGCCGCCGCGUCUCCGAGGGCGGAUCCGAGGCCCCCAAGGUCAAGUUCGACCGCAAGGCCAUCACCGAUGUCUUCAAGGGCUGGCACUGGUACGCCUUUGUCGGCUUGUACUUUGUCUUCAACCAGGCCAUGAUCACCAACGGACAGCCUUUCAAUCUGUAUCUCAAGGCGAACAACGAUCGUUACUCCAUCAGCCAGAUUAACAACCUUCCCACCGGACAGUCUGCCAUUUCCAUUGUGGCGGCGUUGGUUGGAUGCUACUGGGCUGAUGCGACGGGUAAGCGCUGGCUGCCUUCCAUCUGGAUCUGCGGCUGGAUGACUGUCGGUUCGAUCUGCAUGGCCGUGUGGAAUAUCCCCGAGGGACUCAAGUUCUUUGCCUUUUAUGUUGCCGGACUCGGCGGUGCGCUCAACCCGCUAUUCAUGUCCUGGGCUUCCGAGGUCACGUUCCGAUCUGCUGAAGAGCGUGCUGUCGUCGUCGCCUCCAUGAACGCAGUCGGCCAGGCUCUUCUCGCAGGCUUGAACAUUGUGACAUUCCCUACCCCUCUAGCCCCCAGAUUCAAGUUCGGUUGGUUCUGGGUCAUGGCCAACAACAUCCUCCAGGCCGGCUUGGUGAUGGGCAUCAUGGUCUUGCACAACCGCGAGAAGCGAGCCAUGCAGGUCCUCGAGGGCCAGGCAGAGGACGUGGAGCAGAUCAAAAUCGCCAAUGCCACCAAGGGCGAUGAUGAAUCGGCUUGAUUGAGGUAAUCUGUGGCCUCAGUGCUGGGAAUGUGACGGGGCGGAUGGGACUGCUCACCCCAUUUUCCCUUCUUAACCCCCCUGUUUUUUUGAUUUUCUGUCUAAUUAGCUACUCGGAAGCGCGGCGUCCUGGAGUCUGUCAGUUGGGGGGCUUCAUGAUACCCUGUGCCACACCGAGAACCAGCCGCCGGUUGGGGGCUGUGGCUACAAUUUUGGAUUUGAUGCUUGUGG
Colletotrichum scovillei is the source of this 2199-nucleotide messenger RNA. RefSeq lists its product as uncharacterized. Gene Ontology annotation, molecular function: transmembrane transporter activity. Bases 487 to 1968 code for a protein of 493 amino acids. Gene Ontology annotation, cellular component: membrane. Gene Ontology annotation, biological process: transmembrane transport. The transcript is spliced from 6 exons. Lineage: Eukaryota; Fungi; Ascomycota; Sordariomycetes; Glomerellales; Glomerellaceae. The record is from RefSeq and is a predicted model, not a curated record.